UUGCCUAUCGACUAGUGGGUGAAAAUUGUGCUGCACAAAAAUUCAAUUUACAAUUCUAAAUUGGAUCACCUUCAUUGCAGUUUUAGCAAUCAAAAGUUUUGUGAUAGUGUUAUUGUUUAGAGAAAAUUCGACAUGGUAAUCGUCACUCCUACUUGCUGCGUACGCUAAAGUAAAGCUUACAUCUUACAUCAAUUAUAAAUUCCAAUUAAACUAGCUAGUGUUUGAACCGUGGAUACUAACAUACAAAUCGAUCAUGUAAUGUUCUACUAACUAGUAAAGCAAAACCUCACAGUUGCUGUAAUUAAAUUUAGCAAACAGAUAACGGUGCAUAGUUAACACCUUCUGCCAUCAUGUCGAUGCUACGGUGCUGUUUUGAGCCAGUGGAGAUGCCAGAAUUUCUGGAUUCGUUCGUGAAAAAGUGCACUGAAGGAUGUUGCUGCGGCUGCUGUUCGGCCCUGAGGCCCCGCUACAAGCGCCUUGUGGAUAAUAUUUUCCCCGUCAACCCGGAAGAUGGUCUGGUCAAAUCGAACAUGGAAAAACUUACCUUCUACUCGCUUCGGUCGCCGGAGAAGUUGGACCGAAUCGGAGAGUAUCUGUACCAGCGGGCGUCCAAGGACAUCAACCGGAAGCGCUACAAAUUUGUAGAGAUUGCAAUGGAAGCGAUGGAUUUGCUGCUAAUGGCUUGCCACGCACAGAUACUGAAUCUGUUUGUGGAAAGUUUCCUUCGAAUGGUUCAAAAGUUAAUGGAGGAUGUUAACCCGACGCUGCAGAUUAUGGCGACCAAUUCGUUUGUGCGGUUUGCCAAUAUUGAGGAAGAUACGCCUUCCUACCAUCGCAGAUAUGAUUUCUUCAUUUCCAAGUUCAGUUCAAUGUGUUUUGGAAACAACGAUGAUCUGGAGCUGCGAGAUAAUAUCCGGAUGGCAGGGAUUAAGGGUCUGCAGGGUGUUAUCCGGAAGACAGUUUCGGAUGAUUUAGUGGAGAACAUUUGGGAGAAACAGCACAUGGAAAAGAUUGUUCCCUCUUUGCUGUACAAUAUGCAAUCGUCUAGUGAAAGUAAGGUUGUGGACCAGGAAGCGACUCCAUCAACACCUCCAGUGCUGGCUGAGGCCGUUUUGCGGGAGUUAGUUUCACGAGCAUCCUUUGGACAUAUCCGUGCAGUGCUGAAGCCGCUGUUGACACAUUUGGAUAAUCAUAAGCUGUGGGUGCCGAAUCGGUUUGCGAUCGACACUUUCCGAAUUGUAAUGAUCUCGAUUCAACCGCAGUAUUCUUACACCGUCGUGGAAACCUUAAUGUCCCACCUGGACCAAAAUCUAGCUUCAUCUCCAAAAACUCGCACUUCACUGGCGGUUGUCCUUUCCAAGAUUAUUGCGAUCGCAGCCGGGGAAAGCGUUGGUCCCUCCGCCCUUGAUAUUAUCAACAAUCUCCUGACGCAUUUGAAAACAUCGGUCAGCACGCAGCAUGAAUCCACUCCAGAAGAAACUCAGUACCAGGAAGCAUUGAUUAACGCGCUCGGAGAAUUCGCAAAUCAUCACCCGGACUACCAGAAAAUCGAAAUAAUGCUUUUCAUUAUGAACACGGUUCCGGAUCCGUCAAAGAAAAGCAAAGGUGAUAUUCUGCUUCAGAAUAUUUUACUGAAGUCACUUCUCAAAGUAGGAACCCAAUAUCGAACCGUUUCGUUCGAAAAGGCUUUCCCCGUUUCGUUCCUCCAGCCACUACUAAAAAUGGCCAGGGCUUCCUCUGUCGCAAUUCGCGUUAUCGUUAUGCAGAUCCUACAGCAAUUGCUGGAUCGGCACCAGAAUCAGCACCUGAUGAACGUGAUCAGCAUCAACAACUACCCAACGCUGACGAUGGAGCAACCAUCCCGUUCGGAUAUCCUGUUCACGCACAAGUACGGCUCCAACAUGCUGCAGGCCAUCAUCGACGGUAUGUCGCAGGAGAACAACAUGGAAGUGCUGAAGUCUUCCUACAACACCGCCGGGUUGAUGGUCGUGGAGAUGGCAUCCGCUGAAACGAUGCAGGAAUUUUUGCUGUUUGUUCUAGGAGUUCAGCAGGUAGCCAUCACCGAAGCAGAGCUAUCCCCGAAACAUCGCUGCAAUUUGCACAGCAUGGCAAUUGCACUUCUUAUCCUGGUUGCUCGUUGCACAGGAACCGUUUCCAUUGUGGAGUACGCGGAAAAGCUGAUCCAAGCCCGAAUGGAGGAAGCAAUGUAUAUGCUACCACCGUUGCUGGACAAUGACAAACCAGCUCCCAGCACGCUGAAUACGAAUCUUCCCCAUUUGAUGAUUGACCAGUUGGCCAUUGCCGAGUGUCUACAGCAGGCCGGUCUGGAGCACAAUCGGGUACAGACGGGAAUACCAUACUCGCUGAACCAGUCCGACAUGUCGGCCCAUCGGCACUCAUGGGUUGAUACCAGUAAGUAUGGUGCAGCCCGUAACAGUAUCGUGGAAUCCAACUACAACGACAUCGAAUCAGUCAGUAGCUCCCCGGGCGUCCAGAAACGAUCUCUCGCUUCCGAUUUCAAUUUCGAAUCGAUGAAACGGGUCCUGGCGGAACCGACCGAGGCUGCGAAACGGGAGGCAAACGAGCGGCAAGCUGCCAUCGGGCGAACCUUCCGCGAGACGCCAUUCGAAGAUUUGGUUCGCCGCACUGAACCCCAGCACGAGGUGAUUCAGAACAGGCUGAACGAAAUUUUCAAUUCGCUGGCAGCCGAACGGCAGAUUAGCUGCGGUAACCAGUUGAUGAUGAGCUCGCCGGGAUCGGUGGUUGAUGGGGGAAAAGUUAGUCAGCAGCGCGCGAUCUAUGAGAAUAAUUUUCCGGAAUUGUUUUUCUAUUAAAAAUGUUAGGUAUUUGGUGAAAUUGUUUAUUUCUUGAGCGUUUUUUCAAAACGUCAUAUCUGCAAUGAGUUACUCUCUGUUUAUACUUUCUCUUUCGAUUUUUACGGCGUCACAAUAACACUUUUCACUUAUUUUACAGUACAGAUCGAAAGACGGUGGUUUUAGCUAGCAUAUUAUGCAAAGAGCUGAGGGAUAAAUGUUAAAGUGACCGAAUUAUUAACAGAAGAGAAAGUAAACAAAGAGAGUAACUCAUUGCAGAUAUGACGUUUUGAAAAAACGCUCAAGAUUUAUGUUUUUAUGUGGUGUUUUAUUAUUGAUAGCUAGUCGGAAAAAGCGUUUAAAUAGAGGCAUGUAUCAAAAGGAACAAGGUAUACCAUACGUUUGGCAUACAUUGUAACGAAAUUUCCUAGUUUGUGGAAAGUUGACAAUGGUCAGUUGUUCAAUUGACGCUAAAUUGUUACUAGUGAUUGUGUUAGAAUAUUCAUCAAUAAAGUAUUAAUAUUUACGAAUA
Molecule: messenger RNA, 3345 nt
Organism: Topomyia yanbarensis
Lineage: Eukaryota; Metazoa; Arthropoda; Insecta; Diptera; Culicidae
Gene: stmA
Product: protein EFR3 homolog cmp44E
Exons: 4
Coding region: 351-2834 (827 amino acids)
Biological process (GO): protein localization to plasma membrane
Cellular component (GO): plasma membrane
Source: RefSeq, a predicted model, not a curated record